Pocillopora meandrina is the source of this 363-nucleotide messenger RNA. The record is from the annotation of a GenBank genome assembly. NCBI's taxonomy places the organism in Eukaryota, Metazoa, Cnidaria, Anthozoa, Scleractinia, Pocilloporidae.
AUUUCAGGUCAAAGUGUAUCGCAGCCACAAUCUGCCCCCCCCAGAAUUGUAAAUUUCUUGACAGGGAAUUUGCUCAAGCCAGAAGACGUCAAGUUUGGCAAAGAAUUUAAUGCUGCUAAGAACUGGGGCUUCAGACUCCCAUGUGAUGCACAGGGUGCCAACAAAUUAGAAUGGAGAUGGCAGCAGAAUGGAACUGAUAUAACUUUUCCUAGUGGCCAAUAUAAGCUUAACGAUGAUGGUUCAUUGACUGGAAGUUUCCUUACAGCUGUAAAUAGUGGGAAUUACCAGUGUUUUGUUAAGGACCGUACAGCCAACAAAGAAACAUUCAGUAGAAAGGUGCAAGUAGCAGUAACAUGUAAGUGA